Photinus pyralis (common eastern firefly) is the source of this 2291-nucleotide messenger RNA. RefSeq lists its product as uncharacterized. Gene Ontology annotation, molecular function: DNA binding. The transcript has 2 exons. Lineage: Eukaryota; Metazoa; Arthropoda; Insecta; Coleoptera; Lampyridae. Gene Ontology annotation, cellular component: nucleus. The record is from RefSeq and is a predicted model, not a curated record. The coding region runs from base 777 to 2054 and encodes 425 amino acids.
AAAAUUUAAUAAAUAACCGCUUUACUGCGAUUGCAUUACUUUAAUUACUGAUACUUUUUGAAGUAAAUUUCCGACCGUACCCUGAAUGAAUUGUUUGUACCACGUGCAAGGUCAGUGGGGUAAAUUUAAGACACCGGCUUGGGUUCCCGAAAGUUAAAAUGCCUAGAUGUUACGUUUCGAAAGUGAAAAAUUACACGGAAGAAGAUCUGCAAAAGGCGCUUACUUUAAUUAAAGAAGGUGAAUUGUCUAUUCGAGCUGCUUCAAAGAAAUUUGGGAUUGAUAAAUCAAAAUUAAGCCGCUGCAUUCAUAAUAAAAAUAAUGCAAAACGAGGACGAAAGCAAGUCUUAUCUGUGAGAAAGAUUUAACCCAAAAAUUAACUAUAUUGGCAAAAUGGGGGUUUGCCUUAUCAAAGGAGGAGGUUAAAUUAGUUGUCCAAACAUACGUAAAUGAAAAUAAUUUGAAAACGGUUUUUAAAGAUGGUAAACCAGGUGAUGAUUGGUUUCGAUUGUUCUGUAAACGAAAUCGUCUGAGUCAGAAAAAAAUGGAACAGUUAGAAAAGGAGAACAGCCACUAGCGAUCCAUUUAUCAUAUACUCUUUCUAUGAUCGCCUCGAAGAAACAAUUAAACAGCUUGGUUUAGAAGAUAAACCCUCGCAUAUCUUUAAUUUGGACGAGACAAGCUUCAAUUUAGAUCCAGGCAGGAUCAAAGGUGUUGCUGCGGUGGGCCAAAAAGUUCAUAGGAGUAUCGAAGGAUCUGGUAAAGAAAAUAUAACGACAAUGGCUUGUAUUUCUGCUAGUGGAUUAUUAUUAUCACCGCUAAUUAUAUAUCAAGGUCAAAACCUAUGGAGCUCAUGGAAAGGGUCAAAUGACUUGGAAGGGACCUGUUACGCUGUUUCAGAAAAAGGUUGGAUGACCACCGCCGUUUUUAAUGGUUGGUUCUCCAAAUUUUUUGCAAUGGUUUCAGAAAGGCCACUUUUGGUGAUAAUGGAUGGUCAUGUUUCUCACCUGGAUAAAGGAACCAUUGACCUUGCCAUACAAAACAAUAUCACUUUGUUUAAAUUACCACCCCAUGCGACAGAUAUAUUACAACCGUUAGACAAAUGUUGCUUUGGUCCAUUGAAGCUUAAAUGGAAUCAAAAGCUUUUAGAAUGGCAGCGAUUGAAUCAGAGGAAGCUCACAAAGCCAGAAUUUGCAGAUAUGAUAUGCGAGAUAUGGAAUAUAGGAAUUUCAAGCUCUGUCAUUAAAAAGUCUUUUGAAAGCACUGGAAUAUUCCCUUGCUGUAGAGACAAAUAUCCAGUAGAACGUUUAAAUGAAAUUAAAUUGAAGAGAUAUAAAGAAAGAGCUCAAAACCCAAAUCCUUUAGACGUUUUUGAAUUGUAUCAAGAAGAAGAAAAGGACGAAAAUGCACGUGAUAUUUCUGAACAGGGAAUUGAGCAAUGCGAAACAAAGGAAAACGAAGAACCACGCCCAUCAACCUCAUUUGAACACAUUUUGCUACAAAAAAUUAAUAAAACAAACCCCGAAAUAAAGCGAAGGCGAAAGGUUGAUUCGCAAUGUGCAGUUUUAACCAGUGCCGAAUACUUAAGGAUGAUAAAUGAAAAAGAAGCUCUGCAAAAAAUGAAAAAAGAACCAAAGAAAAAGAUUCCUAAAGUGACUGAGUCUUCUUCGGACAAUGACAGCAUUCCUUACAAAGACGAAAGCGACACUGAAAAUCUGACAGUUGAAGACAUUGUCAAUGAAGAAAAUCAAUCAAAUGAAGAUUUUUGUGUGAGUGACAUUAAAAAUGGAGACUACAUUUUAGUGAAGUUUUGUACAAAGAAAAAAAUAUUACAUUAUGUUGCGCUCGUGGAAUCUGUAGGAGAAAAUGAGUGUUCUGUGUCGUAUUUACGUCGAAAGGGAGACAAAUUUAUAUUUCCCCAGAUACCUGAAAAAUAUAAUGUGCCUAAGGAUGAUGUAGUUUUGAAAUUACCAGCCCCAGACUUUCAUGGGGGCACCGCGAGAGUAUCACAAAAAUUUGUAUUUUCUAUUGCUUUUGAUAAAUUUAAUGUGAACUAAAGCUUAUGUUAAAGAUUUACUUUAUUUUCGAACUUUGUGUCAACAUGGUUACCAUAUUUCUUCAUGAUGAGUUAAAUCAAAUAUUUCUUUUUAUUAUUAUUAGGUUUUUGUGUGUAUUUUUUUAAGUAAACUGAGAAAAAAUAUAUAAAUGAGUGUCUCACAUUUACCCACAAUGUAUUAGUAUUACCCCAAGGAUGAUAGGCAACGCACUCUAUUUAAUAAAUGCCUGAAAACGUA